This is a messenger RNA of Trichoderma atroviride IMI 206040, 960 nucleotides long. NCBI's taxonomy places the organism in Eukaryota, Fungi, Ascomycota, Sordariomycetes, Hypocreales, Hypocreaceae. The record is from RefSeq and is a predicted model, not a curated record.
AUGCGUCUGCCAUCAGUCAAUAUCGCACAUUACCUGCACUCCAGGAAACCUCCCAACUUACACAUCUCGGGUGCCCAAUGUUGGAAUCUCGCUCGGAUACCCACAUCCAGGCGGCAUUAUCACGCCACACAGCCGCGUCAUGUUCGCAGUGUGCACGAGAAUCUCCAGAAACAUGGCAUACUCAAAAUCGGCUUGAAGUUUCCAGACCCCGACAGCGAGUAUCUGAAGCAACUAGUCGUGGGCCUUCAUCAACAUCAUGGCCACCAGCUUCCCAUAUCUCACAGCGCGUCGCGCGGGUGGUUCUGGGACGUGAGGCCCAACAGCACCGUCUUCCAGACCGCCAACCACCAAGCCCGAUCGGAAACGAUGGAGGAGUUCCCUUGGCACACCGACUGCAGCUAUGAAGACUUGCCGCCACGGUACUUUGCACUCCACGUUCUUCAGGAAGAUCAAUUUGGUGGAGGGACCUUGUCGGCCAUGAACACUCAACGGCUAAGCCUGUCUCUCUCCCCAGCCACCCGAGAGUCAUUGAUGCGACGAGAGUACAGCAUCACAAUACCCCCAGAGUUCAUCAAAGACCCCCGGAAACAGAACAUCAUAGGGAGUCUGAUGGCCGCUGACGAACAAGGCCAGCUCAACAUGCUACGUUUCAGGAGAGAUCUUGUAACAGCAUUGACAGAACGGGCGGCAAAAGCACUGCAUGAGCUUGAAGCGGCGGUGCAAGAUGCCAAUGCUCAAUUUCAGUCAACGGUGCAUCUCACCGCCAAGGAUUUUCCGGCAGGGACCAUUAUACUGAUGGAUAAUCGCCGCUGGCUGCACGCACGGCACAGCAUCAAGGAUCCAAACCGUCAUUUGCGUCGGGUGCGUUGGGACGCCAUUCCAUUUGAUGCUCGUCCAAUGGAGCAGUAAUAGGACGUUUAGGGCUCGAAGGAGGAGCACGCUGAAAUAACAGACGCCAAC